AUGCAGCUGGAACAGAAUGCAGCAGAAUUUCCCUUGCAACUCCAUCGCAGCAGACGGGACCUUGGCAUAACUGCUGCUGUAAUUGCUGCCAUUGCAACUUCGGCUGUUGCAGCCACUGCAGCUGGAUUGGCUAUUUCCCAGGGUGUGGGACAGGCUACUGCUAUUAAUGCCCUGUCAGAAAGAGUAGCUGGACGACGCAAAUUUCCCCUCUACUUGAUCGGGUAUGACCCAGUGGGAAAGGUACAAAGGGCGGCCAGUGUGGGGGACUUGGCUUCAAUAGAACGACUGAUCAACUGCUGUGGAUACCAUGUGAAUGGCCAGGACACAAGGCGCAGGAAGUCACUCCAUUACGACUGUGCACACAAUCAUCCAGAUGUGGUAACAUUGUUAUUAUCCAAAAAGGCCUCUAUUGAUGUCCAGGAUGAUGAAGGCUGCACACCCUUGAUUAAGGCCACACAGAGGGGCAAUGUAGAAUGCAUAACUAUAUUACUGAUUCAGGGUGCUAAUCCUCACCUGAGGGAUUUAAGUGGGAAUACAGCCCUGCACCAUGCCGUUUCCAGGGACAACACAACAAUUGCCAGCAUUCAGUGUCAUCCCUAA
Messenger RNA from Peromyscus maniculatus bairdii (prairie deer mouse), 600 nucleotides. Lineage: Eukaryota; Metazoa; Chordata; Mammalia; Rodentia; Cricetidae. The record is from RefSeq and is a predicted model, not a curated record.